UAUUGCAACUUUCUUCUCUCUGGAAUUCUCUUUAUUACUCUAAUUAGGUCGCAAUUACUUUCGCUUCCACUACCCAUUGUUGCAACAAAUAUUGCCACAACAAACGGAUAAAACUAGACCUGUUCACAAUUUGCUUAGGGUUAUGAAUGGUAAAUUUCGAUGGCAAUUCGUUUAUUGGGUUUUCUAUGAUUCUGGUGGGAGUGGGGGUUAGGGCAUACCAAGACAGUAUCUUCACAAAGAGGAACGAUGGUUAAUGAAAGUUUUCAAAGAGCACAGAAUUCAACAUAAAAUUUUAACAGUACAGGGGCCAGGCUGUAAUUAAAUUGGGAAUUUAUGCUUGGAUGUUUGCUUAUAAAAAUCACCGAUUGAUAAAUUUUCCUUUGCAAUAUUGAGUUCAAUUCUAAAGAAGUAAGAAUGCAAAACACAGGCUGAAGAGUAGCUUGGAUGGUAAGAUUAGAGGUCCAAAUUAGUCACCUGCGUGUGUUUGUGUCGCCAUCACCCUCAAGGGAAUUGGCUUCUCCAAACUGAGGGGGGUGCUUUCUUAGAGGAUAUGAGAAACUAUAAAAAGUUUGUUAAAAUCUCAUUUUUUUGGGUAACAGUUAAGUUAGAAAAGCUAAAUCCUACUAACGGUAUAUUUAUUUUCAUUCCAUUUAUUCUUUUGGGGAUUAUAUCCUGCUGUGGGAAGUGGCCAAAUUCAUGUAGCACUUUUCCAACUAAGGAUUGUAUUUUCUUGCCUUUUUAUGUUCCUUCUUCUUUUAUUUUUUUAUUUCUCAAUUUAUAUUUUAAAUUAUGUUACUGACUCUUUCCUGCAUCUGAUGCGAAUAAAUGGGUGUUCUGGGACUGUUAUCGUCUUUUCAGUCCUUGCUGGGUUGGCUUUUAUGUUUUCAGCUAGCAUUUUGCUUCAGAUUCUGGCAUGUGCAAUAUAUAACAAUUGGUGGCCCAUGUUAUCAGCUCUGAUGUAUGUGCUUGUACCUAUGCCUUGCUUAUUCUUUGGAGGUGGAUCCACUCAAUUUCUAAUGAGCCGUGAUGGUGGGGGUUGGAUAGAUGCUGCAAAAUUUUUGACUGGAGCAUCAGCCGUUGGGAGCAUAGCCAUUCCUAUAAUCCUCAAGCAUGCACAUAUGAUUGAGACAGGCGCGAUGCUCAUUGAGCUUGUAUCGUUCUUCAUAUUUAUAUGCACUGUUUUAUGUUUCCACCAAGCCAACCUUGAUGAUGAUUGGUAAAUAGAACAUUCCACAAUGCUUUGACAUCCUGCUAGUCAUUAGGGUUUGUAACCAUAUAAGGGAAACCAGAUAGUGAGACUUACCACAAACCUUGGAAAAGAAAUGUAUGUUCAAACCUCUGUAGAGCUCUGCCGCAAAUUUCGUUUUUGUCACUUUGUAUUCUUGAUAUAAUAAGUUAUUUGUGAUAAUUUUUGUUUGUGGAGAACACAUGACAUUUGACUUUGUUGGUUUAUUUAUUGUUCAUAGGGUGGUGUAUAUCUUUCAUGUAAAACAACAUUCUGUUAACACUAUAUAUAUGCUUUUUCUCGCC
Vigna angularis (adzuki bean) is the source of this 1530-nucleotide messenger RNA. RefSeq names its product vacuolar protein sorting-associated protein 55 homolog. The record is from RefSeq and is a predicted model, not a curated record. Bases 741 to 1220 code for a protein of 159 amino acids. The transcript has 5 exons. Gene Ontology annotation, cellular component: endosome. Gene Ontology annotation, biological process: late endosome to vacuole transport via multivesicular body sorting pathway. NCBI's taxonomy places the organism in Eukaryota, Viridiplantae, Streptophyta, Magnoliopsida, Fabales, Fabaceae.